UCGUUCAAGUCCUCCUUAGCACUCUCAUCGCCACUGGACUCUCCCCUCUCCCUGCUCAAUUGAGCGCCAAUCCCACCUUCACCAUGCUGUCCAGGACCACUACGCCGUCGGCAGCCUCUGUGAAGGCUUUGUCGCGCGUCGCCCUCCCCGCCGGCUCGCAGUCCCGGACUUUCGCGACUGUCCAAGAGGGUUCGCCGAAACGCACCUAUGGCGGUCUCCGAGACCAGGACCGCAUCUUCCAAAACCUCUACGGCCGCUUUCCUCCCGACCUCAAGUCCGCUAAGAAGAUGGGCGAUUGGCAUAAAACGAAGGAGAUCAUAUUGAAGGGCCACGAUUGGAUCAUUGGUGAGAUCAAGGCCUCCGGUCUAAGAGGCAGAGGUGGAGCUGGCUUUCCCUCCGGCCUCAAAUGGUCGUUCAUGAACUUCAAGGACUGGGACAAGGAUACUAAGCCGAGAUAUCUGGUGGUCAAUGCCGACGAAGGCGAACCGGGAACGUGCAAGGACCGAGAGAUCAUGCGAAAGGACCCCCACAAGCUCAUCGAAGGAUGCCUCGUGGCUGGACGGGCAAUGAACGCCACCGCCGCCUACAUCUAUAUUCGUGGAGAAUUUAUUCACGAAGCCGCCGUCCUCCAACACGCCAUCAACGAGGCCUACGCCGACGGUUUGAUCGGAAAGAACGCCUGCGGUUCAGGUUACGAUUUCGAUGUCUAUAUUCACCGUGGUGCUGGUGCUUACGUCUGUGGCGAGGAAACCUCCCUGAUCGAGUCACUCGAAGGCAAGCCCGGCAAGCCCCGUCUAAAGCCCCCGUUCCCCGCCGCUGUCGGUCUGUUCGGCUGCCCCUCGACUGUAGCCAAUGUCGAAACAGUAGCCGUGGCUCCUACGAUUUGCAGAAGAGGAGGUACCUGGUUUGCUGGCUUCGGCCGAGAGCGAAACCAAGGAACAAAACUCUUUGGUAUUUCUGGUGCCGUUAAUAACCCCUGCACAGUUGAGGAGGAAAUGAGUAUCCCUCUACGAGAACUCAUUGAGAAGCACUGUGGUGGUGUAAAGGGUGGCUGGGACAAUCUUCUCGCCGUCAUUCCCGGUGGAUCAUCGACACCUAUUCUGCCUAAACAUAUUUGCGAUGACCAAAUCAUGGACUUUGACGGACUGAAGGACAACCAAUCUGGUCUGGGUACAGCAGCUGUUAUCGUUCUUGACAAGAGCGCCGAUGUCGUCCGAGCUAUCUCCCGGUUAUCUCACUUCUAUCGUCACGAAUCUUGCGGUCAAUGCACACCCUGCCGUGAAGGCAGCAAGUGGACAGAGCAGAUCAUGAGCCGUUUCGAGAAAGGCCAAGGCCGUGAAAGAGAAAUUGACAUGCUCCAAGAGCUUACAAAGCAAGUCGAAGGCCACACUAUCUGCGCUCUCGGCGAGGCCUUUGCAUGGCCUAUCCAAGGUCUGAUCCGACACUUCAGACCCGAGUUAGAGGCAAGAAUGCAGAAAUUUGCCGCCGAGAACGGUGGCGAGGCCUAUGCCGGUGGUUGGAAGCGUAGUGCGCGUGAAGAAGGCAGACUGAUCGCUCCUGGCCAAUAGACAAUUACAUAUCAACUAGAUAACAAAACGCCUGGCGUAGACUUGGGGGCUUUAGAAGGGGUACUACGCCUUGUACACUUUGCCUAAGUUAACCGCCACUAUAUAUAUAUAUAUAUAUAUCCACCGAGCAUUAUUCAAACAAGCAAGUUACUAAUUAUUCACCUUUCGAUCAAUUAAUUGUGUGACUAUAUCGGACUUGGGCAGUAGGCCAACGCCAACAGAACAUCUUAAUACAUAGGUUAAUAGGUAGAUAUAAUAAACGGAAUAGAAAACGG
Molecule: messenger RNA, 1843 nt
Organism: Xylaria bambusicola
Lineage: Eukaryota; Fungi; Ascomycota; Sordariomycetes; Xylariales; Xylariaceae
Exons: 3
Coding region: 84-1568 (494 amino acids)
Molecular function (GO): 4 iron, 4 sulfur cluster binding; NADH dehydrogenase (ubiquinone) activity; FMN binding
Source: RefSeq, a predicted model, not a curated record